Messenger RNA from Malurus melanocephalus (red-backed fairy wren), 2286 nucleotides. It is a transcript of the gene DHX32, whose product is annotated as DEAH-box helicase 32 (putative). NCBI's taxonomy places the organism in Eukaryota, Metazoa, Chordata, Aves, Passeriformes, Maluridae. The record is from RefSeq and is a predicted model, not a curated record. The coding region runs from base 1 to 2286 and encodes 761 amino acids. The transcript has 11 exons. Gene Ontology annotation, molecular function: RNA binding. Gene Ontology annotation, cellular component: spliceosomal complex; intracellular anatomical structure.
AUGGAGUUUUUAACCUUUUCUCCAGAGAACGACUGCUUUUCAGAAUUACUCGACGGCAGCGAYGGGGAUGAAGAGGAAAUUCUUGUCUGUGGAGAAGAUUUAGAGCUUAAUCCUUUUGAUGGCUUGCCUUACUCCUCCCGUUAUUACAGACUGAUGAAAGAGAGAGAAGAGCUCCCGAUAUGGAAAGAGAAAUGUACUUUCAUGGAGAGUUUGCUUCAUAAUCAGAUYGUGAUUGUGUCAGGAGAUGCUAAGACCGGCAAGAGCUCCCAGGUCAGUACAACAGACUUGGCUGGGCGCUGUCUGGAGCUGCAGCCCCGCGGGGCCGUGGUGUGCACYCAGGUGCUCCGGCCGGCCGCUGUCAGCCUGGCCCUGCGUGUGGCUGACCAGAUGGACGUCAGCCUGGGCCACGAGGUGGGCUACAAUGUCCCUUUCGAGAGCUGCUGCACGGCUGACACCAUCCUCAGGUACUGCACGGAUGAGAUGCUCCAGAGGGAGAUGAUGUCCACACCCCUCCUGAACUAUUAUGGUGUCAUUGUCUUGGAUGAUGUGCACGAAAGGACUGUGGCAACAGAUGCACUGCUGGGCCUUCUCAGAGAUGUGCUGCUGGCCAGAGCAGAGCUGAGGCUGGUGCUCCUCACUGCUCCCCACAUGGCCAGGGAGCUGCAGGAUUUCUGUGGGGGUGUCCCCAUGAUCCGAGUGSAGAGCAGGCACCGUGCUGAGGUCGUGUACUCCUGCAGCACCCACAGGGACCCUUUCCUGGCUGCUCUGAGGCUGCUCUUUGAGUUACACCAUGCCAAGGAGAAGGGGGACAUUGUCAUCUUCCUGGCGUGUGAGCAAGAAAUUGAAAAAGCUUAUCAGAUGAUCAGACAGGAACAGUCCAAUUUAAACCCUGACCUUGGAGAACUCAUCCCCAUCCCUUUAUACCCCACAAAACAAGACCCAACUCCCAAACCAACCCAAGACAAACAGAAAUGCUGCAAAAAAUACAGGAGGAAAGUGCUACUCACCACCAGCUUUGGAGARUCUUUGAUCUGGAUUAAAAACGUGGCCUUUGUCAUCGAUGUUGGUGUGGAGAGAAGAAAGGUGUACAAUCCUAGAAUCAGAGCAGACUCUGUUCUAACCCAGCCUAUCAGCCAAAGUCAAGCAGAGAUGCAUAAACAAAUUCUGGGCAUGUCUCCAUCAGGGAAACUCUUCUGCUUGUAUCCUGAAGAAUUUACAUACAAAGAGAUGAGGCCACAAAUCCCAGCUAAAGUUCAAGAAUCCAAACUCACCAGCCUGGUCCUGUUCCUGAAGAGGAUGGACAUAGCAGGAUUUGCACACUGUGACUUCAUCAGCAGCCCAGCUCCUGAAAGCCUGAUGCAGGCUUUGGAAGACCUGGAUUAUCUGGCAGCACUGGAUAACAAUGGAAACCUCUCUGAAUUUGGAAUUAUUAUGUCAGAAUUCCCCCUGGAUCCACAACUGUCCAAGUCACUGCUGGCUUCGUGUGAAUUUGAGUGUGUGGAUGAGAUGCUCACCAUUGCAGCCAUGGUAACAGGUACCCACAGAUCCUGUCCCACCUGCCCAACCCAGACUCUUCCCAAAUUUAUCCACAAAAGCGACCCAAAAGUAAAUUUUUGUUGUUCUCGCUGGCGCCGCUUCUCCCACCCUGCAGGAGAUCACUUCACCCUCAUCAACAUCUUCAACGCCUUCAAGGCAGCCACUGCCAACCCCACAGAGCCAGACUUCAGCAGUGAGAAAUGGUGCCGUGAUUAUUUCCUGAGCUGUUCUGCUCUGAGCAUGGCAGAGAUGAUCAGAGCUGAGCUGGUGGAGAUUAUGAAGCGCAUUGAACUUCCCAUUUCAGAGCCAGACUUYGGAUCAGAAGAAAAUCUACUAAGCAUUAAGAAAGCUCUUUUAUCUGGUUACUUCAUGCACAUUGCUCGUGAUGUGGAUGGCUCAGGGAACUACUUAAUGUUAACACACAAACAAGUGGCCCAGCUCCAUCCCUUCUCAUCCUAUUACAACACCAGGAGGAUUCCUGAGUGGGUUUUAUUCCACGAGUUCAGCAUCUCAGAGGACAAUUCCAUCAGAGUUGUCUCCGAGAUCUCUCCCCAUCUAUUCGCAGAGUUGGUACCUCAGUAUUAUUUCAGUAAUCUUCCUCCAAGUGAAAGCAAGGAUAUUCUGCAGGAAGUGAUSAAUCACUUGGCACCUGUUUCAGCCAUGAAGGAGGAACAGGAAACUACCAAUGACAGCAAAGAAAAUGAGGAAUUUCCCCAAMCUCCCACUGAGCAGGGAUGUGUUAUUCAGUGA